GGUUUGGCAACAUUUUAUUGCCAAUAUUUACACGACAGGGUGAUAUGAAGCUCCCACGAAUUAAUUCUUUUACUGGUUUAUCUAGUAUGUUAGGGGCUUUAAAUUUUAUUAUAACUUGUAAUUGUUAUUUUUAUUCUACUUGUUCUGGUUUAGAUUCUAAGUUGUACAUAGAUUGGGUACUUCGUACGCCUAUGUUUGUGUGGGUUUUAGCAGGAGCUAUAACGAUGUUAUUAUUUGAUCGUAAAUUUGGAACAUCCUAUUUUGAUCCAUUAGGUGGGGCCCAUCACAUGUUUACCGUUGGAAUGGACAUAAAGAGUAUAUCAUUUUUUAGUGCUGUUACAGCACUAAUAGUAUUAUUCACACUUGGUGGUAUAACUGGAAUAGUUUUAUCUGCUUCAAGUUUAGAUAUUAGCUUGCAUGAUUCAUGGUUUGUUGUUGCUCACUUUCAUUAUGUAUUAUCGCUUGGUUCAUAUAGUACUGUUGUCAUUGGUAUUUUGUGA
Molecule: messenger RNA, 500 nt
Organism: Protopolystoma xenopodis
Lineage: Eukaryota; Metazoa; Platyhelminthes; Monogenea; Polystomatidea; Polystomatidae
Source: the annotation of a GenBank genome assembly